GAAUACAAAGUUAAGGCUAAACAGCAGGUUUUUCGGGCUGCAGUAUCUGACUAAGAUGCCAAACUCGACAAACUUGAAUUUUCUGAAUGAAACCCGAACACCCGGAUAUAGUCUUCACGUGUUAGUGAAAACACUGGGUUGUACCAGUAAGAAGAGUUAUUUUCUGAGAAAGCACAGGUGUUCUCACUAUGGAGAGCCAGAAACAGGUGCUGGAGAGGCUGCGGGGUGCUUUCCGCUCAGGUGUGACCCGUCCCGUCCAGUUCCGUUUGACUCAACUGGAGGCCAUGAUGUCACUUUUUGAAGACAAUGAAACACAGAUUUUGGAGGCAAUGCAUAAAGACCUUGCUAAGCCCAAGUUUGAGGCAGUGCUGUCAGAGAUUGAUAUAGUGGUGAAUGACCUUUGCUGCACCAUCAGCAACCUGCAAACCUGGAUGCAGGACUCUUAUGUGGGCACAAACUUGCCAACAAAGCUGGAUGACUGUUUUGUGCGCAGGGAGCCAUUAGGUGUCGUUUUGAUUAUUGGAGCAUGGAACUAUCCCCUUCAGCUAAUUUUGUCACCUUUGAUUGGUGCAAUCGCUGCAGGUAACUGUGCGAUUCUGAAGCCAUCAGAAAUAAGUCAAGCAACCGAAAAACUUAUUGCUGAACUCAUUCCUAAGUACCUGUCCCAGGAGUGUUAUGCAGUCAUUUGUGGUGGAGCAGAAGAGACCAAGACAUUGCUGGAGAAUAGAUUUGAUCAUAUCUUCUAUACAGGCUCACAGUCAGUGGCUCGUUGCAUCCUGCAGGCCGCAGUGGUUCACCUCACCCCAGUUACUCUGGAGCUGGGUGGCAAGUGCCCUUGUUUAAUAUAUGGCCGGCUAGACAUGAAAGCUGCUGCUAAGAGGCUGGUGUGGGCCAAGUUUUUCAAUGCUGGACAGAGCUGUGUGGCUCCAGACUAUGUUUUAUGCACCGCUGAGACGAGAGAAAUGCUGUUACCUUUUAUAAAAGAGGCUCUGGAGAGCUUUUACGGAUCUGAGCCCCAGCAAAGCCCAGACAUGGGACGUAUUGUGACAGAUAGACACUGGAACCGACUGGUUGAGCUGCUGAAAAAGUCUGAGGGAAAGGUAGUGAUUGGAGGAGAGAGUGUCAAAGAGACCAAGUACUUUGCCCCUACUGUGGUCGUAGAUGUGAAGGAGUCGGAUGCUUUAAUGCAGGAGGAGAUUUUUGGCCCCAUUCUCCCCAUUCUGACCAUCAAGUCUCUCGAUGAAGGAAUCAAUUUCAUGAAUGAGAGGGAAAAGCCCCUGGCACUUUACGCCUUCUCUGAUGAUUCUCAAGUUGUUACUACAGUUCUGGAGAGGACCAGCAGUGGAGGCUUCUGUUCCAAUGAUGGAAUAGCUCACAUGACCCUUCCUGGUUUACCCUUUGGCGGGGUGGGUGCCAGUGGGAUGGGCAACUACCACGGUCGCUGGAGCUUUGAGACAUUCAGUCACAAGCGUGGCUGCAUGCUGAGGGGCUGGGUGCUGGAGCGCGUCAAUGUGCUGCGCUACCCCCCCUAUACUGAAAGCAAUCUCAGCUGGCUACGCUGGGCCACCACUGCCAAGAAGAAGGGGUGGGCUUCAUGCUCUGUUAUGUGAGGGCUGUUAUGUGUCUGAUGCUGACAGAUUGCAACCAGGGAACCAAAAAAAUAUGCUUUGGCUUUCACCAAUGUUUGGUUACAGUGAGUCUGGUCACCGUGCGUUUGGCCUGCAUCACAAACCUUGUCUUUCGCUUUUUAAUUGUGAUGUCAUUCAAAACAACACCAGAGGUCAGCAUUGAGACAAGUUGCUUCUUCAGGAUACUUCUGUGGUGAGAAAGAUGCCAUUUACUUGAUAAUAAUUAGU
Molecule: messenger RNA, 1856 nt
Organism: Rhinichthys klamathensis goyatoka
Lineage: Eukaryota; Metazoa; Chordata; Actinopteri; Cypriniformes; Leuciscidae
Gene: aldh3b1
Product: aldehyde dehydrogenase 3 family, member B1
Exons: 10
Coding region: 189-1610 (473 amino acids)
Biological process (GO): aldehyde metabolic process
Cellular component (GO): cytoplasm
Molecular function (GO): aldehyde dehydrogenase (NAD+) activity
Source: RefSeq, a predicted model, not a curated record